This is a messenger RNA of Didymodactylos carnosus, 564 nucleotides long. The record is from the annotation of a GenBank genome assembly. NCBI's taxonomy places the organism in Eukaryota, Metazoa, Rotifera, Eurotatoria, Philodinida, Philodinidae.
AUGUCAAAUUCUUCUCUUCAAAGUUUAAUGAAACAAAUCGAUUCAGUUGCUAAAGCAAAUGACGAAAUAAUUAAACAAAUUGAUAUAGCAAAGAAUUCUAAUAAUCGAUUAGAUAUUCUACAAUAUGUGAUUUCACAACAACAAGACUAUACAAAAUUAAUAUUAACUGUUCAAGAAGUCAAACGUCAAAAAUAUGUUAAACAAGUUAUUGAUCAAUGGCAUCAGCCAAUCGAAUUAAUUGCUAUACAAGAUAUAUUCAAUGAUAGAUUAAAUUAUAGGUGUAUACACUUCAAUGAUUUGGCUCAAUUAAAUAAGGCAAUGUUUAUUGUUGUUCAAAAAUAUAAAUUAUUUGGUGAUACAGAUGAAUCAAAACAAGAAGUUGAAAAAUUUUUAUUUAAUUUUCAAUCAAUACAUGAUAAUGGUUUGAAACAAAUACAAAAACAAUUAGAUGCACCCAAAAGUGAUUUAGAAGACUUGAAAAAGAAAAUCGACGAUAUUAACUAUCAAAUUGAAAAUAUGGCAAAUUCAACUCAAAAUAUAACAUUUCAAUUAAAACAAGUUUAA